Molecule: messenger RNA, 763 nt
Organism: Diachasma alloeum
Lineage: Eukaryota; Metazoa; Arthropoda; Insecta; Hymenoptera; Braconidae
Product: transmembrane protein 222
Exons: 4
Coding region: 187-741 (184 amino acids)
Source: RefSeq, a predicted model, not a curated record
CGCACUUAAGUGAUCAACCGUUCUGUCAAAGUAAACAAAUCAAUUGUCAGAGUGUUGACAAAAUAAUAAAAAUGAAAAAUUGUGAUUCUCAGGAGAUGAAUCUGUGAUACAUGUGAAUGAUGAUAGUUUUAGAAAAGGCGCAUUGAGAUAUAAACUGUAUCAUUUUAUUAGUGAUUGUUGGGAAAAAUGAAAGACAUUAAUUAUGUAGAUGGAUCUACUCGAUCAAUUGAUACGUCCUCAACGGCAAUAAAUCUUGAAAUUGAUGUCUCGCGAAAGAGAUACCCAUUUUGUAUAGUUUGGACACCAAUACCCAUUCUCACGUAUUUUCUACCAUUCAUUGGACACAUGGGUAUUGCAACAUCUGCCGGGAUCAUCCGAGAUUUCGCUGGCCCUUACCAUGUCUCUGAAGAUCAGAUGGCUUUCGGUUGUCCGACAAAAUAUUGGCAAUUGAAUCAUUUAUUAGCAAAAGGUGGUGCGGCAGGAUGGGAUAAUGCUGUAACACAAGCUAGCGACAUUUAUAAAACCAGAAUGCAUAAUUUAUGCUGUGAUAACUGCCAUUCUCAUGUUGCUACUGCAUUGAACUUGAUGGCAUUCAACAAUUCAAGCAAAUGGAAUAUGAUUAAAUUGGCAUUGCUCAUGCUCAUUCACGGAAAAUAUGUCAGCUGGUCAGGAUUCCUCAAAACAUGGUUACCAUUCUUCAUUUUUAUUGCAAUUAUUCUGACAUAUUGUCUAGCCAUAUGAAUUAAAAACUAAUUACAAUUAC